AUACCCGCAAAAAUCUGGCAAUCAUGGAAGGUCGACGCCUUACACUUCGAGGAGCGCGAUCUUGAUCGAGCGCGAACCUGGGCCAGGAAAAAUCCAAGCCAUCGAUACGAGUUGUUGACCGACUACAGCGCGAUCCCAUAUGUCGAGGAAGCAUUCGGAUGUGGGCCACAAGGCCUCUGUAGGCCGGACAUCGUUCAGACUUACAAAGACUUGAAUGACAAUCUCAAGAUCAUCCAAGCAGAUUUACUUCGCUACAUUAUCAUGUAUGUUGAUGGGGGAUUAUGGGCCGACAUCGAUGUCGAGGACAUUCAACCCAUCCGGACUUUCAUUCCAAAGAGAUUUGACGCCCGCGAUGUCGAUAUGGUCAUAGGCAUUGAAACCGAUGAACCCGAUCUUGCGAAUCAUCCUGUGCUCGGCAGCAAAGCCGCGUCCUUCUGUCAGUGGACUUUCAUGUGCAAGCCUGGAUUGCCAGUAAUGAUGCGACUCAUUGAGAAUAUUAUGGUCUGGUUGCAUCGACUUGCUGCAGAACAGGGCAAGACCGUGGCAGAGCUGCACUUGGACUUUGAUGAAGUGCUGAGUGGUACUGGUCCUUCUGCUUUCACAGCUGCGAUCUUGGCAGAGAUGUCGAUCUCUGAGGGCGAAGACAUCCAAUGGAGUGAUUUUCACGAUCUGGUCGACUCUCAGUUAGUCGGAGGAGUUCUGGUCUUACCGUCAGAGGCGUUUGCUGCGGGAACAGGGCAUUCAAGAUCAGGAAAUCACAAGGGCAGCCGAGCACUCGUCAAGCACCACUUCCAUGCUUCUUCUUGGACAGACAAGCACCAGCGCUUCAAGCAUCCAGUCUACGACGAGAUCGAAAAGUGCAAUUGGGACGCAGAGUGUGUCGCGCUCUGGGAUUCCAACGUUGCCUUCUACAACUCUUUGCCGGAAGACGAGCAGCUGAAGAUGAUCGAGUUGAAACGCAUUGACGAUGCGAAAGAAAAGAAGCUCGCG
Pseudocercospora fijiensis CIRAD86 is the source of this 990-nucleotide messenger RNA. RefSeq names its product glycosyltransferase family 32 protein. The transcript is spliced from 2 exons. Gene Ontology annotation, cellular component: mannan polymerase complex. NCBI's taxonomy places the organism in Eukaryota, Fungi, Ascomycota, Dothideomycetes, Mycosphaerellales, Mycosphaerellaceae. The record is from RefSeq and is a predicted model, not a curated record. The annotation marks the transcript as partial. Gene Ontology annotation, molecular function: alpha-1,6-mannosyltransferase activity. Gene Ontology annotation, biological process: protein N-linked glycosylation.